This is a messenger RNA of Topomyia yanbarensis, 2820 nucleotides long. Its product is annotated as UDP-glycosyltransferase UGT5-like. NCBI's taxonomy places the organism in Eukaryota, Metazoa, Arthropoda, Insecta, Diptera, Culicidae. Gene Ontology annotation, molecular function: UDP-glycosyltransferase activity. The record is from RefSeq and is a predicted model, not a curated record. The transcript is spliced from 5 exons. Bases 943 to 2505 code for a protein of 520 amino acids.
UUCUUCAUUGCGGUUAAAUGGGCGUCUCGCGUCACCCGAAGUGACUCUUCAGAAUUGGGUGAGAAAAGUCACUUAGAGUGAGGUGAGAUUAGUCGUCUCACGUCACACGCCGCGCAGAAUAGGGCCGAUUGUAAAUUAGUGUCGUUAGAAUAGACUGUAUGUUAAAUGUGUGUUUCGUUGUAGGUUCAGGUGAUAGGCGAAGAUUAAAGAUUAGAAUAGUUCAAGUAGAAGUAGAAAGUGUAAAAUAGACCAUUUUUGAUUCACGCUGAAAGGAGAACAAUUAACCUCAUUCGGCAUAUUUAGGCUACAAUACAAUUAUUAAAAGAGGAUAUUUUAUGUUUGGGCCGGAACGCAUUCCGGAGAAUUUCUUCCCCAGGUCGCCAUUACCAUCUGGGCAUCAGCCACGCCUAAACCGAACAAGAUAAAAUCCAUUCGGACUCACUCGCCGGACUUCCGGAUAUUGCAUAACGGAAAGAAACCGUCGCUAGUCAUUAUAAUCGUUAGAAACAGCCACCACUACCAACCAACACCAUCACCAGCCCAGUUCACCACCAGUUAACUGCUCCAGCAAUCGCUCCGGGUACCCGUCGCAGCCACCGACAUCGGAGUUGCCUGAACUAUAAACCGCAAGUACCUCAAUGACGUCAAACCUAAUCUAAAAGCCGUGCAUGGAAAAUAUAUUUGUAAUGUUCACGAAAUCGGUGAUUUGGUAGUCUCUUUGCAAAACAGUGAGCCCAAUUUAAUACUUAUACACUCGUUUGUCCGCUUCGUGUAUUUCCGUGCUCAUAAAGGAGUUUCAAGCCUCAUCACUGGAUGGUGGCCUGGUCGUUCAUAGCCGCUUUUGAGUAUUUAUCUUUUAUUUUAGGAUCGGUGAAUUGGCUUUCCUUCCCCUCGGGUGCGAACAUUAAUCGAUGAACCCGUUUCCAUCUGUUCCCUUGCCGAAUGAGUGUCCUGCACACUUACAGCCUUGCACUAUUCAUCCUAUCCUGCCUGUCAUGGCAAUCAACGGAGUCAUCCCGCAUUUUGGGAGUUUUCGCUUUCCCCGGUCGCAGCCAUUGGAUGAUGAUCGAUGCCAUAUUGAACGAGCUGCUGGACCGUGGCCACCAGGUGACGAGCAUCAGCAACUACCCACUGUCGAGGGAACACGAAAACUACACCGAAAUCCGAAUUGCGCCGAUUUACGAUUUUUGGAAGAAAUCCGUUAAGGUGGAUUCACUGUACGAUUUAACGGAAAUUUCAAUCCAUCGGAUGUUGGUUGAUUUCCUGUACAGUUUGGGACUGGAAACAGCUCAGUACGGUUUCACGAGGGAAAACGUGAAAAACUUUACCCUCAACGAUCACAGUAAGUUCGAUUUGAUAUUGGCCGAGCAAUUUUACCAGGAAGCGUACCUGAUGUUUGCUCACAAAUAUCAGGCUCCGAUUGUUACUAUUGGAACUUUCGGCUUCGCCCAAUAUAUGGGUCCAAUGAUGGGUAUGAUGAAUAUGUGGUCUCACGUACCACACGAAUUCCUACCCUACACGGACAAAAUGACAUUGACUCAGCGAACUUACAACUCAAUGGUUAGUUUGUAUGAAUUACUGCUACGAGCUGUAUAUUACAUGCCCAAGCAGGAAGCUAUGGCUCGCGAAAACUUUGCACAUCUUGAAGGUCCUCUACCAAAGAUUGCUGAUUUAGAGCGACAGGUUUCCGUGAUUCUGCUGAAUAGUCACACUCCACUCACGUCAACUCGAGCUAAAGUUCCCGGUUUAGUGCAAGUAGGGGGUUUACAUAUUAAAAAACCAAAAACUCUUCCGAACGAUCUCCGGAAGUUCCUAGACGAAGCAAAAGACGGUGCCAUUUAUUUCAGUUUAGGAACGAAUUUACGGAGUGCGGAUAUGCCCCAGGAUAAACUAGACUCGAUUUUAAAUGUGUUCCGCUCGAUGAAACAACGGGUCGUAUGGAAGUACGAGGACGAAUCAAUCCGAAACUUGCCUUCGAAUGUGAUGAUCAAGAGUUGGUUACCACAAAGUGACAUUCUUGCUCAUCGGAACGUGAAAGUCUUCAUCACUCAUGGUGGUCUUCUGGGUACACAGGAGGGUGUACAUCGAGCUGUUCCAAUGCUAGGAAUUCCAAUCUACUGCGAUCAACAUUUGAACAUGAACAAAGCUGUGUUGGGAGGGUACGCCGUAAAGUUGUACUUUCCGAACAUUACGGAAACCUCGUUCCGAUGGGCGUUGGACGAGCUACUGCACAAACCGGAGUACAAGAAGAAUAUCGAUCGGAUUUCGGCUGUGUUUCGGGAUCGUCCAAUCCCGGCUCUUUCGGAAGCGGCGUUUUGGGUUGAGUACGUUAUACGACACAAGGGAGCACCCCAGUUAAGAUCGGCAGGACUGGAUCUGCCGUGGAUAAGUUUCGCUCUGCUAGAUGUCGUUGGGGUGAUAUUAGUGGCAGUGCUUUUGACAGGUUGGACUAUUAAAAAAAUUGCGAACAUGUGUUUAGGAAACGGCAAACACAAGUUAGAGUAGGUGCGGCGAUGAAGCGAUAGUUAUUGUUUGAUGAUUAUGAACACAGUGCUUGGCUAAGUUGUCUGACUCAUCAAUUUUUUAAUGUAGAAUACAUUUAAGCUUUCAAUAUAGGGGUCCCGUUUCAAAAUAUCGGCUGCGGCACCGCGUCAGAUUUUGAACGUUAAUAACUUUUAUCAUACUUAACAGAAUGAUUUGAUUUUUAGGUCAAUUUGUUGAAAAUAUGUUCCUCUAUGCUGUAUUAAAAUUUUAAGUAUGUAUAACAUGCACUAAUAACAAAAAAUUGUGUUUUGAAAAAUCUUUCGAAAACGACUCGGA